AUGUACGGUGGCUAUUACGUGAUGGGCUCUGGCAUGCAUCAGGGCGGCGGCUACGGCGGCCCUAUGAUGCAGCAGCAGCAAUGCCAGCACCCACAGCUGCAACAGAAUGCCCAGCAACCACCACCGCCGCCGCAUGCGCAGGCGCGCCUACGCGGUUCUGGCCGAGGUGUUCCACCAGGCCACCCGUCCGCGGUAGCUGGUGGCGGCAGCCCAGGUCAGCUGAACCGCAAUCCGAGCUUCAUGAUGUACAACGACCGAAGCUUUGGCCAGCUGAAUCCGAUGAUGCGGCGUAUGGGCUCCUUCAACUCGAUGGGGUCGAUAGGCGUGAUUCCCCGCUUUGGCAGCUUCAGCACGCACGGCUGCGGCGGCAGCCACCCCCAGCGCCACGGGAGCUUCUCUUCGGUCGGUACCAGCGCUGGCAGCCUGCGCCGCGCCAACAGCGGCGUGAACUUUGACUACUCAACCGGCUUGCAGGCCCACAGAGGAGGCCCGCUCAUGCGCAACGACAGCUACGGCAGCAUGCACCAGGGCGGUGGAAGCUUCUUCGGCGGCAGCGCAGCCCCGAGCUGUGGCGAUCGGCCUCUUCAGCAGCUCAGUCGGCAGAACAGUGCCCUGUGCUCCUACAGCUACGGCAGCUUCCGACAGCCGAGUUUUACGCAGGGUAAUGCUCACAACGGUGCCACCGGCGUCGGCCCGGGGGUGUCGCUGAAUAGCAUAAACGGCAUAUUCAAGCUCGCCGACUCUGGUUGCAGCAGGGCUGGUAGCCCCUCCACGGCUGCCGCACCCCGCGGCGACAUCGGAGCAGCGGUUGCUGCGGGCGCUCCCCUGGAGUCGCCGGCGUCAGGCCUUGCUCGCCAGGACAGCGCCAGGUCGCUUCAGCGCAAGUACUCUAUUUCUGGUCAGUUCUACAACUACGGCAACGACGGCAACAACGGCGGCGGUGUUGACCAGGGCGCUGCGGCCCCGCUGUUGCAGCACCGUCUCUCACAGCCUCUGCCGGGAGGCGGCCCAAUGAUGGGCGGCGGUGGCGGCAUGAUGGCACUAAACGCGCUCACGGCAGCGAUUGGGCAACGCGGCGGUGCUGGUGUCAUGACGCAGCAGAGGCAGCAUCACAUGAUGAUGCAGCAGCAGGCGCGCAUGAGGGCGGCUGGCGACGGCAGUGGCGUCGCUGCCUCGGACGCGCCACCGUCGAAGGGGACGUCGGAGAACACGACGGUGGCGGAGGGCCAACCGCAGGUGCUGGGGCGCAAGAACAGUAUGCAGAACUUGACGCGUAAAAACAGCGAGAAGCGCGUUGGCAUGUACUUCAAGAACAGGGCCGCAGAGCAGGACGGCGUGCAGUACAAGAAGGACGGCGACCCGGGCACCUCUGGCAAGAACAGCUCCGGCGAACGCAACACGUCGCUGACGAACACGCUGAAGGCCUCCCUCUUGCUGGACACCUCCGGCGGCCGGAGCCCCGCGAUCGAGGUGGACGGCCGCACCAUCCGCGCCAGCAAGCCUGGCGCCGAGGAAGUGCAGAAGUACGACAUGCGCGAUAUCAUGUACGUCAACCGCAGCACCGACGUCCAGCUCUGCAGCGACUCGCUAGAAGAGAUGCGAGAUAACUUUCUGUACGGGUGCAACGUCGGCAUGAUCAUGGCCGAUGCUGGCUUCUCCGCUGCACGACCGACGGAGUGGUUUACGUGGCUGGCGUUGAAGUCCGUGGUGAAGGGUAGCUUUGGCAAGCUGGCCUCUACGCAGUUCGAGUUUACCAUGUCAGUGUGCCUUCUGCAGGAUGAUCAGGUGAUGGACCUGCUGUCCGAUCCGCCGCAACGCUUCAUGAACUUGACCGUGGCAGAGAGCCCAUUGUUUGGCAACGUGGCUAACGGCAUGGUGUACGUCUGCGUCGAGGAUGCCGGUGAGUUCAACGAUGUGCUGGACGCGAGCCUGCACCGCGCGCAGGAGCACUGCAGUCCUUUGGCCGAGGAGCAGGGUAUCGUCUUGUGCACGUGCGUGCUGAAGCAGGUCAAGACCUCGCAAUCGUCCGGCAAGGAGGACGUCAUUGUUUCAUCCAUCUUCGCGAGCGGCGUCGGCGACGGCGUUAUUCACUACAACCGCAUCAUUGACAAGAACCCGGCCGAGCCACGGGCACUCUUCUACUCCGUCAUGCACCGCUCCGUGCACUCGACGGCGCUAUUCUCGUGCGCUAUGCAUGAUGAUGAGAUGUUCAACUACCUUGCGACGCUGCAGCGCUUCUCCAAGAUCGAAACGCGCCGCCCGAAGGUGGGCAGCGCUCGGGCCUUUGUCGCCUACGGCACUAGCACAAUACCAAGGAUCCGCGACGAACUCAAGGAGACCAAGGAUGUCCGCCAGCGGACCAUGAUGCAGCGGCAGCUGGAGAAGCUGGAGCUGAUGGUGGCGGAUGCAGAGGACAUGCUUCAGUCACCGGCGGAUUGCGUGCCCAAGACGUACAUCUAG
Leishmania mexicana MHOM/GT/2001/U1103 is the source of this 2460-nucleotide messenger RNA. RefSeq lists its product as hypothetical. The coding region runs from base 1 to 2460 and encodes 819 amino acids. The record is from RefSeq and is a predicted model, not a curated record. NCBI's taxonomy places the organism in Eukaryota, Euglenozoa, Kinetoplastea, Trypanosomatida, Trypanosomatidae. The transcript has a single exon.